Messenger RNA from Eublepharis macularius, 5074 nucleotides. RefSeq names its product RIC3 acetylcholine receptor chaperone (gene RIC3). NCBI's taxonomy places the organism in Eukaryota, Metazoa, Chordata, Lepidosauria, Squamata, Eublepharidae. Bases 18 to 1268 code for a protein of 416 amino acids. Gene Ontology annotation, biological process: protein localization to cell surface; synaptic transmission, cholinergic. Gene Ontology annotation, cellular component: neuron projection; neuronal cell body; intracellular membrane-bounded organelle. The transcript is spliced from 7 exons. The record is from RefSeq and is a predicted model, not a curated record.
UGGACUAGCCGCUGAACAUGGCGUACGCAACGUUUUGGAAGGUGGCAGCCGCCUCCUGCCUCAUCCUGUGUGUUUCGCUGCUGCUGCCCAAGCUGUUCCUCUCGCGGGGUUGGUUUCGGCAACAAGAGUUUGGCACCACCGCCCUUCCGCCCACCACGACGGAGGGAAAGACAAGCCGGCUUUCACCAACAAUGCAACAUCAAGUGUCUCCAGAAAUCAGGCCACCAGCUACCAGUUUUCCAAGGUCUCAUCUAGCGGAAGCAGUUGCCAAGGCCAAGGGAGGUGGAGGAGGCAUUGGUGGCGGAGGAGGUGGUAGUAGUGGCAGUGGAAGAGGUCUUGUGGGACAAGUCAUACCAAUAUAUGGAUUUGGAAUCCUUUUAUACAUUCUGUACAUUCUUUUUAAGCUUUCUUCUAAGGGGAAAAUCACAACAGCUGAACGGAAGUGUCCCCCUUCGGCACCUGGCACUGUGAACAGGAAAAUCACUGAUUAUGAGCUAGCCCAACUCCAAGAUAAGCUGAGACAGACUGAAGAAGCUAUGGAAAAAUUAAUUAAUAGAGUGGGACCCAACUGUGAAAGGAAGAUGGCCACAGUAUGUACUGGAGAGUCCCAGCACACUCAAAGCAGUGCCCAAAAUGCCACUACUGACCAAGAGAAAAGACUGCUUCAGCAACUCCGGGAAAUUACAAAGGUCAUGAAAGAAGGCAAACUCAUAGAUGGUAUCUCCCCAGAGAAAGAAGCUGAAGAGGCAGCAUACAUGCAGGACUGGGAAGGUUAUCCAGAAGAGACCUAUCCUGUCUAUGAUAAUUCUGAUUGCUUAAAGCACAGACGGGACACUGUGCUUUUGGAGUACCCUGACCCAAGACAACCUUCUGCUGAAGAGCUAGCUGAGAGAAUGGAGUUUGUGGAUGAUGAAGAUUGUGCAUGUAGUGAAACGCUUUUGUCUGCUCUUGCCACAGUGAAUGAUAAGCUUGUGUCAAGACAAGAGGAGAACCACCAAACCACAUUCACUGAUCACUGUCAGGCAGGACAGAACUUUGAAAAAUGCCACUGUUGUCACUAUGAAGAGGAUGACCCUGCUGUUAUAGCAGAGAAUGCAACAUUCUCCUUUGAAAGCUGCAGUGAAACAGAAGAGCUGGCCCAAGAAGAGCUGCUAGUGGAUUCUGACCUUGAAAACACAGCACCCAAAGACCAAAAUGAUGCAACUCCUGACAAAAUUGGCAUGCUGAGAAAGCGAACCACAAGGGGACUUGAGGUGUUGGGAAAGUAAGGAUUGUGCAGUCACAUCACUUCUGCAGACGUUCAUCAUUGCUUGCAGAAAAAAGCUUAUCUUCUGCAUUGUGUUCCAGCAGCCACCAGGGCUUUGCAACUCCUGCUUACUUGCAAUUGGUGAUACUCUUUGCAUGCUAGCUAGCACAGGGUUAAUAGUACCGCUGCCUUGCUUGCUGUAGCCUCUCCAGGAAUUAACACUGUAAUUACCCAACUGCUUCCAGACAUCCUUCCUUUUAGCUUGCCAUGUUCUGGGCUGAAGCAUAACUUCACUGCAUCCUUCAUUGUUCUAUAAAGUCAAAACAGUAAGAAUUUUCCCACUAAAGUUCUAGCUGUUUGGCAAAUAUGUUAAUAUUCAAAGAGCAGAAUGGCUAGGCAGGAUGAAGUGGCCCGGAUGUCACCCACCAAGUUUCAUGGCAAUGUAUGAAUCUGAAACUGGAUCUCCCAGUCCCAGUCCAACACUCUUCCCCUUACACCACGCUGACUCUUGAAAGCUUCUUUGAGAAAAAAAAUACUAUUCCAACAUUCACUUUCAUGCAACAGUCUUUUUUUGCGUAUAGACAAAAUAUUUCCCUAUAAAUUAGAUGAGCGACUAUCUCCUUUUCUACUGAAAUUCACAAAUUCAUCAGGAUACCUCAUUCUGUAGAUUAUUAAUGCACAGUUAGGGGGAAUUAGCCUAUCCAUUUCACCUGGUUCAUGGUCCAGAAUCUGGAUUAUGAUUCACAGCUUGUACCACACAAUUUUAUAACUUUACAACAAAUACUUUCAAAAUUCACUUUGGCAUGUGAAUGCUCAGGUGUCAGACAUUCCCCCCCCGUCAACAAUUAAUUGAAUAUGGCAGAGAACAAAGGAGCUGACAACAACCAGUAGUUGCUAUUUGACACAUUGGUUAGAAGCAUCUGCAGGAAACCACAUCAAGAAGCUGAUUCUGCAGCACACAGCACAACCCCAGGGGAAGCCCCAGGGAGGGAACUUCAAGGGUAAUGUGACAAGGAAAGGUGCAAGAUAAAACAGCUAUCAUUAAAAGUAUUAUAACUGUAAAGUAUAACUAAUUUUAUAUUAUUAGUCUUCUCUGACACUCAAACCACAUGCUACAGUUAAGUACAGUUUUUCUCAAAUUCUUUUUUUUCUUUUUAUUAACCGUAGACGUAGGCUGUACUCUCUGGAGUGGAAGAUGGCCUGUGUGUGUGAUUGUGUUUCUUGAUGCUUUUCCCACCCACAGCUUUUCAGUUGGGUACAAAUUGGGUUCCAAUUGUACAAACGGGAACAACUUGAACAGGAUAAGUUGCCCCAACAGCAUUCUGCAGCAUUCCUCACACCCUCAAAAGCUGCUGCUGAAGGUUGGGGGCCCUCCAAAACAGGGAGGGAAGUGUGACCGGGCUGCAGUGGAAAGGGGGGGAAUUACCAGAAAGGGGGGAAUUACCAGAAUUACCCUUUCACACAUACACACUUGCAUGGGUCAUUGCUCCUUUCUUUUUCUUCUUAAUUACUGUUUCACGACCAAAAGUUAUAAACAGCCAAAUUGCUCCUUUCAUGAAGGUAUUUUUACAAGAGAGAGGAUGGACAAUUUCUGCUGCCUUUGUUGCUGAGGCUCCUCAUACCGUAUGAAGGGGUUUUAUUUAUCAGUUACAAUUGUUGUAAUUAAUUUGCUGUCUUUUUCCUGCUAUAAAAAUUCUGCUUGAAAAGAGACACAUCAGCAAUGAUAAAGACUAAUUUCUCCUUUGUUAGUCCUUUACUAUGUAACAUAGUAACCAUAUAAUGCUUUAAUACAUCGUACAGAUGUAAGUGUCCCCUUCUUUUUCCAGUGGAUAGCAGGGGAAGGUCUGGAGGCAGUUCUUAAGCUGAUUUUUCAGGUUAAUUCAAAAUGUGGGAGUACUUCAGAGUGGUGACUGAUUGCAACAAUUCUCAUGUUUCCAGCCAGAAAUGGAGGGAGAAAUGUUUCCUCUAAAACAUUACUGUUUUUAUUCUAACUGGUAAGAAUACGUUACAUUUGAAAUGUGGUGCUGGAGGAGAGUUUAAUGGAUAUGGACUACCAAAAAGACAAGUUGGUUCUAGAUCAAAUCAAGCCUGACUGCUCCCUAAGCCGAAAUGACAAAAAUGAGGCUAUUGUACUUUGAUCACAUCAUGAGAAGACAAGACUCUGGAAAAGGCAAUAAUGCUAGGGAAACUUGAAAGUAGUAAGAAAAGAGGAAGACUCAACAUGAGAUGGCUUGAAUGAAUAAAGGAAGUCACAUCCUCCAGUCUGAGAGACCUGAGCAAGGCUGUCAGUGAUAGGAUGUUUGAAGAUCAUUAAUUCAUUGUCUCGCCAUAAAUCAGAAGCAACUUAAUAGCAUAUAACACACACAACAAGAAAGGAAAUAGUAGCACUGUAUGUGUAUUAAAGUAAUCUCUGUAGCUUCUGCUACCAUGAUGGAACCCAACUUGUGGAAACUAAAACCUUCAUGCUAGGUCUGAUUGAUCUACAGGAACUUUUCUAUUUAUCAGUUUCUAUUCCAGGAAUGUGUGUGUUGGGUUACUUUCAAUCUUCAGGCUUUCAGCAAAACCUGCCUUUGUGAAAUGUUCACUGGUUCAGCACCAUUUUAUGGCCCAUAUUGGAAUUUGCCAUAUCCUACUUUGAAAUUUAAUUACAAAGGUAAAGGAUAAUAGUAGAGGAAAUAUUGUAUUUUCUCUGAAUAUUUAUUGCUACCAUAUUUAUUUUAUGUGAGUAAAACCUUUGUACAUGUGUUUUAUUUGUACUUGUGUUUGUUGUUUGUGACAUAAUAGAAGGCUGGAAUGAACUACAGUUUGUUUUUAGGACUGAUGUGCAACAUGGGUAGAAAAUUAGCAUAAGAAUUUUUUAGCAGAAUUAAGGUAUAAUGAUAAACAUUCCUAUGUUGAAUUUCUGCCUGUCAUACUACUGUCACAAAUUCAGGAACCUUGCCAGAAAGAAGCAAUAUUGAAGUGUAGAAUGUGUUUUCUUCCACAAAUAUGGAUUGGAUCACAGUGCUUUUUAUGGAUACAAGUGAGAGGAGGGCCCCUUUUAAGCUUUGGAAGGACUGCAGCAAUGGGGAAAAUUGGACAAAAUCAGCUGGUAGUAUCCAACCUUAAAGCUGGUAGUAUCCAACCCUAAAGCCUUUUGUUGCUGCUCCUUUUCCACAAUGGGCUACAAUCAACUGUAUAUUUCCUAUAAAAAUCUGGCAGAGCCUAUACCUAUGAAAACCAAGUAAAUUCUGUAUAACAAAGAUCCCACUUCUUGCAAUUGUCCCUUUUGAGUUUUAUUACUUUCCUGUUUUGCUUUGUAGCAUAAUCAUGAACACUUUUGCCUCUCUAUGUAUUAUUUUUUUUCUUUUCAUGAUUGUAAUCUUAUAAUUGUGAUAAUAAAGAAUUAACACAUUUUUUUUUUGCAACGAGAGAAGCAAUAUCUGAAGUCUCUGCCCCCAAAGGAGCAAGAACUGAUUAAGAAUCCUUUCAGGAAUACCUGAUGGGUAUUCAGGAAUUAAAUAAAUAGGCUAAGAAGUGAAAGCUGCUUUGAAACAACAGCAUAGGGAAAGAAGAAAAUAUAAAGGAGCAGUAGCACCAGGAAAGCCAUAGUAGUACUUUGUACGUUCACAUAUAGACUACUGGUGCUGUGUUUGCACUUCCAAGUGGAACUAAAUCAUUGCCGAUCAGAUUGAGAAAACAGCAACAGAACAUAUGCUGGGAGCAAUGAGUUGAUGACAAUGCCACUGUGACUUUGUGUAGAAAAUAUCUGUUCUAGAAUACACAGCUAGUAUGGAAGCAAUCAUUGUUAGAAAAGUGCAUUAUUUUAGGGUGCAUGGUAAAUAAGAA